AUCGGUCCAUCUCUUUCCCAAGCGCACAAGUGUGAGCGAGAGCGAUGGAUGUGAAACACCGCACCAGCACUGCCGGCGGUACCCGUCGCCUGUGCCGAACGCCGACAAUCAACCCAACGACGACUAGACUCAAAAGCGCUUCCGUGAAAAUUCUGCACACGCCGUCUAAUGCGAGUGUCCGCUAGAGUGUGCUGCACGGGAAACGGUUGCAAUCAAAGCGAGUGGAGCAGUCGUAGCAGUCGAGUCGCAGUUUUUGGUGUGGUGUUGGAAAAGCAGUAGUUUUCACAAAGUGUGGUCGGUUUCCCAGUUCUGGAGGAAAAGAAGUUAAUUUGGCUGAAGGCAGCAGUGCAAGAGGAGAGAGGAGCGUGAAGAAGAGUGUGCGAAAGCGAGAGAGAGAGAGUAAGAGAAGAGAAGAAGUGUUGAUUGCGCGUGAGAGCGAGAGAGAGAAAGCGAAUUUUCCCAUCUUCUAAACUACAUUACCAACAACAACCGGAUUCAAGAUGAUGUCCACCAACACUUGCUUCAAGUGCGACCGUCCCGGCCACUAUGCCCGUGACUGCCAGAAUGUCGGAGGCGGCGGUGGCCGUGGAGUCGGUGGACCGCGUGACCGCCGGGACUUUGGCCGUCGCGAGAAGUGUUACAAGUGUAACCAGAUGGGUCACUUCGCCCGUGACUGCAAGGAGGACCUGGACCGGUGCUACCGUUGCAAUGGCAGCGGCCAUAUCGCGCGCGACUGCAGUCUGUCCCCGGACGACUCGUGCUGCUACAACUGCAACCAGAGCGGCCAUCUGGCCCGCAACUGUCCGGAGAAGAGCGACCGCGACAUGAACGUGUCGUGCUACAACUGCAACAAGAGCGGCCACAUCUCGCGCAACUGCCCGUCGGGCGACAAGUCUUGCUAUAGCUGCGGCAAGAUCGGCCACUUGAGUCGUGACUGCACAGAGAACAAGGGUCGGGAUUAGAAGUCGGGUUACUCGUCGUGGUGUGGCAGUAACAACAACACUGCGGCGUAUUUCCGCUUGCCACAUCAGUCCUCCUCCUCCUCCUCUACAACGG
This is a messenger RNA of Anopheles coluzzii, 1056 nucleotides long. RefSeq names its product CCHC-type zinc finger nucleic acid binding protein (gene CNBP). Gene Ontology annotation, molecular function: zinc ion binding; nucleic acid binding. The coding region runs from base 501 to 962 and encodes 153 amino acids. The record is from RefSeq and is a predicted model, not a curated record. The transcript has 3 exons. NCBI's taxonomy places the organism in Eukaryota, Metazoa, Arthropoda, Insecta, Diptera, Culicidae.